UGUCCUCCCCGCUCCCUCCCGAGGGGCAGCGCGCACGGGCAGCCGGGCAGGCGGAAAGGAUGGCGCCGUGACAGCCGGGCCGCAGUCCCUGCGUGCCCCCGCCCGCCCGCGGUCCGGCCCGCAGCCGCCGCCCGGCCCGGGAGAUGGAGUCCACAGCCUACCCUCUCAAUUUGACCCUGAAAGAAGAGCAAGAGGAAGAAGAGAUUCAGAGCCGGGAACUGGAGGAUGGCCCCGCAGAUAUGCAGAAAGUCCGAAUCUGUUCAGAGGGUGGAUGGGUACCAGCCCUAUUUGACGAGGUGGCCAUAUAUUUUUCCGACGAAGAGUGGGAAGUUUUGACGGAGCAACAAAAGGCUCUCUACCGGGAAGUCAUGAGGAUGAAUUACGAAACUGUUCUGUCCCUCGAAUUCCCAUUCCCUAAGCCAGACAUGAUCAGCCGGUUGGAACAGGAGGAAGAAUCUCCUAAUUCCGAUAAGUGGCAACUCCAAAGAGGAACCUCUGCAGAAAAUGAAGAAUCUGACCUUAAGCCCCCAGACUGGACAAACCCCCUGCACACUGCUUCCCAGUUUCCAUCACCUCAACAGCUUGACAGGUUCAGCCUGCGUCUGCCUCGGUGUAUCACAGAGCUGCCCGAGUGGAGCGAGGGGUACCCUUUCUACAUGGCCAUGGGCUUCCCAGGCUACGAUUUCUCGGCUGACGACAUAGCUGCGAAGUUUCAGUUCAGCCGAGGCAUGCGCCGAAGUUACGAUGCUGGGUUCAAGCUGAUGGUAGUGGAGUACGCUGAGAGCACCAACAACUGCCAGGCUGCCAAGCAGUUUGGGGUGUUAGAAAAAAAUGUUCGAGACUGGCGCAAAGUGAAACCACAGCUCCAAAAUGCGCACGCCAUGCGGCGGGCAUUUCGAGGUCCCAAAAAUGGGAGGUUUGCUCUGGUGGACCAGCGUGUGGCUGAGUACGUCCGGUAUAUGCAGGCCAAAGGGGAUCCUAUCACCCGGGAGGCCAUGCAGCUGAAAGCUCUGGAGAUCGCCCAGGAGAUGAACAUUCCAGAGAAAGGGUUCAAGGCAAGCCUGGGUUGGUGUCGAAGGAUGAUGAGGAGGUAUGACCUGUCUCUGAGGCAUAAAGUGCCUGUGCCCCAGCACCUGCCUGAAGACCUGACUGAGAAGCUUGUCACAUACCAGCGCAGCGUGCUGGCUCUGCGCAGGGCCCAUUACUACGAGGUGGCACAGAUGGGGAAUGCGGACGAGACGCCAAUCUGCUUAGAGGUGCCAUCCAGGGUGACUGUGGACAACCAGGGUGAAAAGCCCGUUUUGGUCAAGACGCCAGGCAGGGAGAAACUGAAGAUCACUGCAAUGCUGGGUGUCUUGGCUGAUGGGAGGAAGUUACCUCCAUACAUCAUUUUGAGGGGGACAUAUAUCCCCCCUGGGAAAUUUCCCAGUGGGAUGGAGAUCCGCUGCCACCGCUAUGGGUGGAUGACUGAGGAUUUGAUGCAGGACUGGUUGGAAGUGGUGUGGAGACGGAGGACAGGAGCUGCGGGAACAGUGCCCAAGCAGCGGGGGAUGCUGAUCUUGAACGGCUUCCGGGGUCACGCCACUGACUCGGUGAAGAGCUCCAUGGAAAAUAUGAACACUGACAUGGUGAUCAUCCCUGGGGGCCUGACCUCCCAGCUACAGGUGCUGGAUGUGGUGGUGUACAAACCACUCAAUGACAGCGUGCGGGCCCAAUACUCCAACUGGCUUCUGGCCGGGAACCUGGCACUGAGCCCCACGGGGAAUGCCAAGAAGCCACCCCUGGGCCUCUUCCUGGAGUGGGUCAUGGUUGCGUGGAAUAGCAUCUCGAGUGAGUCCAUUGUCCAAGGAUUUAAGAAGUGCCACAUCUCCAGCAACUUGGAGGAGGAAGAUGAUGUGCUGUGGGAAAUCGAGGGCGAGCUGCCAGGAGGGGUUGAGCCGCCAAAAGAUUGUGACACUGAAAGCAUGCAGGAGGGCCACUGAAGGACAAGUUCAGCGGAUGGACCUGGGAUGGAAACAGUUAUGAAGGAGAAUCCUCAAGAUAUUCCUGAAAGUGUGAAUGCAGAGGAGCAGCAGGAAGAGCAUCUGGGCUCUGAAUAGCCUGGGGGUAGACCAGGGCCACGAUCCAAUCCCUCUACCCCAGCCCUGAAAGAUGUCAGCAACAUCGUAAGACCCUGCAUUUCAACAACCACGAGGAGCCAAGAAACUUUCUGCCCCUUGUUUUGGAGAGUCCUUCAUGUGUCCAUCAGAAAAAAACUGUAAAUAGGAAUGAACAAAAUAUUUCUUGGGAGAAGAGGCCAUUUGGUCAACACCAAGAGACUCAUGGGCAGAACUCUCAGUGUCCUUUCUGUGGAGAAAACCUCAAGUACAUCUUUUAUUCUGCCUCUGAAAAUGCUUCCAGAAGUAGAACUUGUCCCACACAGGUCAAGGCUAUGGAGAAGGCUUUUUGUAGAAAUGUGUCAUGUACACCCACUGCUUACACAUCCCUUUCAGGAAAAUCAGAUGCUAAUGAUAACAGUAAAAUUAAGGCAAAUGGCCUGGCUCCUGCAGAUGGCCUUUCUAUAGACAAACUAGAUUAGUGUGGAAGAUACAGGUUAAAAGAAACUGUGCUGUUCUAUUUAUCGUCCCAAUCUGUUGGCAGCUAGAGACUUUCAGGGUUGUGCUUAAUGGCCCUCUACUUAAUGAUCAGGCAGCAUGGAGUCCACAAGCCCUUCCAUUUCUCAGGCUGCCUGCAGAAGUCACUGAAUUAUCUGCUUUCUGCAGAGUCCAUGGUCCACUGACUCACCUACUUGUUUUAUUUUAAUGUUUCUAUCACAGGGCAGUAGGAAGACUUGAACCUUUAGCCACAGCUGUUUCAAGACUUCAACCCUGCAGUAAUAAGUGGAAAGUCAUCAAAAUUUUACACACUAGCGAUGGGCAUUCCCACAUAGGUCGAGUGUUACAAAAACAUUCCUUAAAGCUAUCUGUGCUGCAGCAAAGUACGCCAGAACCUCAGACCAAGCCAUUCCAACGUCGAGUCUGGCUACGACCACUUUACUUCCUGUAGACUCAGCUCAUGUGAAUAUUCCAAGCUGUUCUUGGGCCAGGGGUUUAGCUCAGCAGUGUAAGUGCCUACUUGGCAAACACAAAAGUGCCGAGUUUGAUCCCCUGUACCAAAAAAAAAAAGCUGUUCUUGGCAUCUUGUACUCAGGUACUCAUUCUCCUGUUACUGAUUUACCUUUCUGAUUUUUCUUAAACCAGUUUCCCACUCUUCCACAUACAAGGUGGGGGGGAUUUCUGUUUGUAUCUGAAUAACUUUCAGUGUUUUGAAUUGUUUGCCCGUUCCUGCAACUAUAUUCCUGGUCAUCCAAAAUUAGCAUCUAACCCAUUACUGUCCAUUCCAGAAAUUUCCACUCCCUCCAUUUCUACCUAAUUUUCCUUCUACUUAACUGUCCUACUUCUUGGCCCUUUCUUCUUCGUGUCAUAUUUCUCUGCUUUGGGAGCUUAAAAGAUGCUGCAAGACUUAAUUGUGCGUUCCUGCAUGGAAAGAGUCAUGUUGCUGAGAAGAGUAGAAAAUGGGUUCGAUUUUUACUCCAUGACACCUCUUUAGCCUCAACUUCAGCUGAGAGAUGAUGCCUUACAGGUUGCACAGCACUGGAACUUUCCUAGUGAUGGCUCUGCUGUCAGGGUCUUGUGGACUCACCCUUCCAGACUUAAUGACCUAAUGCCUAAGAGCCCCAGUACAACUAUUAUAGGAACCGCUGUCACCCUUGAGUUCUACAGCACAUGGAGACCUAGUCUUAUUCCCUAAUAGAUAGGAACUGACCUGACAAUAAACUUUGAUAAUAAAGAUGCUA
Cavia porcellus (domestic guinea pig) is the source of this 3835-nucleotide messenger RNA. RefSeq names its product pogo transposable element derived with KRAB domain (gene Pogk). Gene Ontology annotation, biological process: regulation of DNA-templated transcription. The transcript is spliced from 6 exons. Gene Ontology annotation, molecular function: DNA binding. The record is from RefSeq and is a predicted model, not a curated record. NCBI's taxonomy places the organism in Eukaryota, Metazoa, Chordata, Mammalia, Rodentia, Caviidae. Gene Ontology annotation, cellular component: nucleus. The coding region runs from base 144 to 1982 and encodes 612 amino acids.